Molecule: messenger RNA, 561 nt
Organism: Closterium sp. Naga37s-1
Lineage: Eukaryota; Viridiplantae; Streptophyta; Zygnematophyceae; Desmidiales; Closteriaceae
Source: the annotation of a GenBank genome assembly
AUGCAUCUCCGAGUGGGCCAGUCUGCCCCACUCUGCUUUAGCUCCGCCUCCCUUCUCCUCCGCAUCUGUCUGUUCUGCCAGGGCAUGGGAGAGCCGUUCAACAACCAUGCAGCAGUAAAGGCAGCAGUGGAGCUCAUGGGUAUGGGAGAGCCGUUCAACAACCAUGCGGCAGUAAAGGCAGCAGUCGAGCUCAUGGUGGCUCCAUACGGCUUCCACAUGUCGCCCAACCACAUCACCGUCUCCACAGUGGGGGUGGUGCCGCAUAUCCGUUCCUUCGCCUCCGCCUUCCCCUCACUCAAUCAGGUUCCCGUAUUCCCUCCCCUCCCCAAACUCCCUUCCGCUCCGCCCCAUCAGGUGGGUGUGGUGCCGCAUAUCCGUUCCUUCGCCACUGCCUUCCCCUCGGUCAACCUCGCUCUCUCCUUGCACGCCCCCUCGCAACCCCUCCGCAUCUCCAUCGUCCCGUCGGCCCGAGCCUAUUCCCUGGAAAAGCUCAUGCAGGCAGUGGACGAGUACCAACAACAAAGGUACGGAGAAGGAAACCCAGUGCAGUGCAGAGAGUAG